Racocetra persica is the source of this 343-nucleotide messenger RNA. NCBI's taxonomy places the organism in Eukaryota, Fungi, Glomeromycota, Glomeromycetes, Diversisporales, Gigasporaceae. The record is from the annotation of a GenBank genome assembly.
AUGUCUUUUACGAAUGCAUCAAAGAAGUUCAACUUCAACGUUAAUACUUUGAAACUUACUCCUGAAAAAUUAGCUGAAUGGUGCAAACGACGUACAUCAAAUACAUUACCUUUAUCACAAGCUUUUAGUAAAGAAUCUUCUCAGUUAUCUCAACCGUCAACUGACUGCGCAUCUGACCCUCAGGAAAUGAAUGUUACUUUUCACCGUUUGGAAACGAUUGAGGCAUGUAAGGAUUUACGUGCCUUAGAAAAAAUUCAAGAAUCCCAACUUCAUAUAAAUCAGGAUCUUGAUUAUCUUGAAAAGUCUUUGGAAUCUUUCGAAGACGAAUUAGCCGGAGCACGAA